ACAACCACACCCAAGUUAAGCUGCGGAGAUUGAUCUAUCUGAUACGGAUUUCGUUUUCAAACUAUAGUACACACUCCAUUCUCCACGUAAAAUGCAAGGCACAUUUUAGCCCGUCUUACAAAAAGGUUCGACACUUCAUCGAGCUUCACUACAUUCACAAGCACCUACAUGACCAUAUGCUCUGCUCCCUCCGGCAGUUCGCCUUGUGAAAUCCUUCAGACAACACUGACCACGCCAAUUCUUAAUUAACUCAGACAACACCGAACAUGGCUGAAAUACUACAACGAAAACACAGUGCUUUCGCAGCACAGGCUUCAGCUUCAGCAGCUCAGCAGAUUCUAGAACAUAAAGCCCCAGAGUACAAGUUUUCAUUCACACCAUUUUUGUUUAAUAACUUCCGCAUGGGUAUUUCUCCCGAUCGGCCCACAUGUAAAGCAUAUCUUCAAGGACACUGCCCUUUGGGUACCAAUUGCCCUGAUAAGCAUGCUACCAAUCCCAAUAAUACAUGGAACUUUAACAACAUGGUAUGCAAACAUUGGCUGAGAGGCCUUUGUAAGAAGGGUGAAACCUGCGAGUUUCUUCAUGAGUUCAACUUAAGGAAGAUGCCAGAAUGUAACUUUUUUGUGAAGAACGGCUAUUGCUCCAAUGGAGGUACGUUUAAGAACCGUCUAAUGCUUUAAGGGAUCCACUAACCAGUCCAGAUGAAUGCCUAUAUCUACAUGUUGAUCCUGCCUCUAAGGUUGGAAACUGCCCCCACUACGAUAAAGGGUUUUGCCCACUUGGUCCCAGGUGCUCUAAAAAGCAUAUUCGCAAGGCUAUCUGCGAAUUCUACCUAGCAGGAUUUUGUCCCGAUGGACCAAAAUGUAAAAGGGCACAUCCAAGAUGGCCUUCUGACUUACCCAAGCCAACUAUCAAGGUUGAGAAAGACCCGGAAGAAGUUGCCGAAGAACAAGCGAGAAUUAGAGAGAACGCUGAGAGAGAGGCGGAUAGGGAAAGAGGAUUCCCUGAAGGGCGGCCGAGACAGAGAUGGAGAGGUGGUUUUAGCUUUCGUGGAAGGGGCGGUGGAGGGGAGAGGGGCCAACGGGGACGCGGACAUUAAGGAUGCGAAACCAAUAUUCGAAAUUUUAUGCAUUUGAUGAGGGGAACCCUGAUGAUGGAGUACACAUGCAUGGAAUACGGCUACCUUCCAUCAGGAUGCAAUGUUUUCAAAGUGCAAAUUGCGGGUUCCAUAAGUGCCUUCAUCUUCACUUCACGACCCAUUGGUGUCACGCUACCCUAACUGUCACGCCAGUAUUAACAGAACCUUAAGAAAACUGGUCUAUCAUACGAGGCAAGCCACCGUCCCGCAAAUUAUGCAAGCAAGCCGUCUUCAUCACAAUAAGGCUGAGACAAGACCUAGGACUUGGACAUAUUCCAGCCACCUUUUGACAAGG
Molecule: messenger RNA, 1433 nt
Organism: Sclerotinia trifoliorum
Lineage: Eukaryota; Fungi; Ascomycota; Leotiomycetes; Helotiales; Sclerotiniaceae
Source: the annotation of a GenBank genome assembly